AUGUCAUCACAGAAACAAGAAACAUUGGCUAGAUUAAAUGAAAAAAGAAAACAAGUUCAACUUUCAAUAAAACCACAGUCAAAGAAAGCUCCAGCACCAAAACCUCCACCACACUGGGAUGAUACCACACCUCCAAAUGGAAUUUCUCCAUCAUUUGACUUGAGACCAAUUGUUUCACAGCAACAGGUGACUGAAGAACAUGAACCACCACCGUCUCCAACUAAAACGACAGAAAACAAUGUUUCACAAGAAGUAGAAGAGGAUCAAAAGAAGAGCAAUGUUCAUAAAACUUCUAAUCAACUUUCAUCUGAUACUGACAAUCAAGAUGACAGUCAGGACAGCAGUGAAAGCAUUAAGCCCAAUGCUAUUUAUGAAAUUGUUCAAGCGGUGCGGAAGGAAACACAAUUGAGUCAUGAAAUGUCAAAAGUUGCUGUGGAAACAGUCUUAAUUUCUUUAAGGGAAUUUCUCCCUGGCGGUGCUGCACGAUCCAUUAUUGACGCACUCCUUCGAGAAGCUAACAGCAACAUAACUUGCCCCAAAAAUGCAAUCGAUGCGGCGCCUGACGCUUUACGCAUUAUGACAGCUUUAAAUUCUUUAUCAAAAGCUGCAAACGAUGCCCAACAGAGAGGUUGGGCAUUGCAUGAUGACGCUCAUGACAUACAGACACAGUUGCUUGAACUCAUCUCUGUUAUGUCAAAUGCCGAUGUAAAUAUCUCGCAGCAUGUUGUAAGCAGCCAUCGCUACGCCUACGUCACCACUUUAGUCCAGUAUUACCAAAUGGAAACACGUUGGCCUCUACGACAACUCUUGCUGCAGGCAUUCGGUGUGAUGUGCGGCUUGGAGCGUACUGCGCUGGCAACACUGGCGCUAUCGGCCUUGCCCGCUGAGAUAGCGCGCGACAUGCGCGAUAAUCCUCGCGCAGUCAGCCGCCUAUCACACUCUGCACUACUUUUGUCUAUGGUCCUCUCUAUGGGUGAUAAAUUACCAGUGACGCACUUUGAACAACUUGGCGUUGAGUUCGCGCAGUUCUUACUUGAACUCAUUGAGAACCCACCGGAGACAGAUGUAGAUGAACAGAUUCCAGACUUGUUCCUCACGUUACUACUCGCCUAUAACUUGCAGUUCGAAAACCCCUAUGAAAAUCUUCUAUUGAACGCUUUAGAGACUCAAGAUAAUGCUAAGACCUUCUGUGAGAAGGUUCUUCUAUUGCUGAAUCGUGAAGAGGAUCCCGUGCGUAUAUUCGACCAUGAACCGGCUCCAGCGCAUUCGGUACUCAAACUAGUUAUUGACUUGUUCAGCCGUAAAAAAACCGCCGCACACUUCUACACCAACGAUGUGAGAGUGACCAUUGAUAUCAUUGUGCGGCAACUUGCUGAUUUAUCGCCUGGUGACACCCACCGUCAUCAAUAUCUGAAAGUAUUACAAGGUAUCAUACGUAACACGGACUACGGAACAAACUUACAUCGUCGUGACGAUUUACUCCGCUGUUUCGCGCGCAUCUUCUGCGAAGAGAGUGACGUCAGCAAAGAUGACCAGGCCUUAGUUCGAGCCAUUUUCAACGAGUUCCCGCAGUAUUUCAUGGCUUAA
This is a messenger RNA of Parnassius apollo (apollo), 1587 nucleotides long. The record is from the annotation of a GenBank genome assembly. NCBI's taxonomy places the organism in Eukaryota, Metazoa, Arthropoda, Insecta, Lepidoptera, Papilionidae.